Messenger RNA from Acanthoscelides obtectus, 3550 nucleotides. Lineage: Eukaryota; Metazoa; Arthropoda; Insecta; Coleoptera; Chrysomelidae. The record is from the annotation of a GenBank genome assembly.
CAUAUUUUAAUUUUAGUCUUAUGUCAGGUUUUUUGUUUUUUUUUGAGAUAGUUCAUGCAAUUUUUACAAUUCUUUAUCAAAAAUUAACAAAGCGAGUGUCCAAAGUCCGCAUCCAGACGAACCAAGCUUAUCAGACAAAAAGUCAGGUGAUCCGCACGUGUCCCGCGCACGCGCGCUGCAUUUGUAUUUGAUGACUUCGCAAGCGGAUAUAGGUACGAGACUGAUACAAUGCGCGGAAAUCUCAUCAUCAUCAGAUAGAUACUACAGACCAUUCGUGUCCAGUUUUUCAUUUAGUGGACGAUCUACUUACCGCAGACCCUAUAGAAGGCUUUUCCACAUACGUUUUCCCAAUCCUGUUCCUGUCAUGGUUCCUACAGAACAAACUACCUUUGAUAUUGACCGUUCCUUGCCAGGCCAUUUGAAAAUACCUAAGGAUAGUAUUUCUACAAAGGCAGCAACCAUAUCUGUCAUUGUAAUAUUUUUGACAUCAUUAACUGCGUUAUUUCUAGUCUAUCAAACAUUUCCAAAUGUGACUGAGGAAGAAAAGCAACAUAUAAAAUUGCCAUGGAAUAUGGAAGAUGCAAAACAACUAGGAAUUGUUUUAAAUCGAUAUAAAAGUGACCAUUAUUAUCAAGUAAUGGCUGGUGUUUUUAUCACUUAUAUAUUUCUACAAACUUUUGCCAUUCCAGGAUCGCUAUUCUUAUCCAUACUCUCAGGAUUCCUGUUCCCUUUUACAAUGGCCUUAGCUUUAGUUUGUACCUGCUCCAUGAUAGGAGCGACUUUAUGUUUUAUGCUUUCCCAAUUGUUGGGAAGAAAACUGGUGUUGGCCUAUUUUCCAGAAAGAGCAGCUAAAUGGGCAGUUCAAGUGAACAAACAUCGUGAUAAUUUAUUUAACUACAUAGUAUUCUUAAGGAUAACGCCUUUCUUGCCUAACUGGUUCAUCAACCUCUCAUCACCUGUGAUAGGAGUCCCCCUCGCGCCAUUCGCCUUCGGCACUUUCGUAGGCGUGGCUCCGCCCUCUUUUAUCGCCAUACAGACGGGGCAAACGUUGAACGACAUGACAGUCAACGACUCCGCCUUCAAUCCAAGGUCGAUCAUGUGGUUGGCCCUCUUCGCCGUCGUCUCGCUGUUGCCGAUCUUCCUGAAGAACAGGUUCAAGCAAAAAGAGGACUAGGAUGAAGAAACCGCAACGGGCGAGACGUAGGUUAAUUUGUUUUGUUUGCGGGGAAGUAGAUAGGGCGAUAGUGAAGAAUACAGAGUUACCGGUAGAACGGGCGCUCGCGAAAAAGCCUUUGAUCUGAGAAACUCGUUUUUUUAGGUGAGUCACUUGAAGAGGUCCCACACUUUUUUAUUGAUUUAUGCAGGGUGGAGCUGUCGUACGUAAGGAAUACAGUGUCAAAACAUUGUCGAGUAAUUGUAUUCAUACAAUAUGAUUCAUGUAAUCAUUUUAUGGCAAGCAAAUACCUUUGCUUGAUAAAUGGCUCUUAGCCUUUUCGUCAAUGACUGGCGAUGAUUCAUCUGUCGUGAGGUCGUCUUUGUCACUAUGCAACCUCAGUAAACACAGUGCCGAUUUUGUCAAAACUUGGUAUAAGGUCGCAAGUCGGAAAAUUUAUUUGUUUUACGAUAUUCAUUCUGAAGUUUGUUAAAUGCAUUAUUUUUAUUAUGAAGCAUAGUAUUUUACUGUAAUUUAAAUAUCAAAAUAUCAUGCUACUCCUGAUGUUGCCUCAAAAUACCUAGACACACACUAUUUAUACACUUGGAAAUCUACAGUGUAAAUAAUUAUUUUAUGUUUAUGUGCAAAUUGUGGGCACGAGAUAUAAAUGAUUAAAAGUUUGUCACCAAUUCGUAGAAAUUCAAAUUUAUAACAUAAACACCACCAGUCUUGUUUUGUUUGUUCUUGCUCGUACAAUGGGAAUAUUUAUCGGAAUUACCUUUAGCUAUUUGACAAACAUUAUUAUCCCUUAGUUCUUAUGCUUCUCAAUAUUUUAUUCAAAGUUUCAUAACAAUCUAAUAAAAUAGCAAGGUAGCAAAAACGUCAGAUGAGCCGGCAACACCGCAAUCCAGGUGACACGAAUAACAGGGUCAGCUGCCAAAACUAAUGUCUAGCCUGGGGUAGCGACGGAGCCAUUUUGAGCGUCAAUUUUCCAAUUUUUGUAAGUGUUGUGCAACGAUUUCGGUAAAAAUUUACUAUUACGGGAGGCAAUGAAUGGGUGAUCGCAUCCGAAUGGCAGGUAGCAUUCCAGCCACCAGAGGCGUAAUCUGUUUUUUCGAUGGAGUAACUCUUCUGUUGGUAACUCUGUAUUCUUUGGUGAUAGUCAGAUGUUAUGGGAUAGGAAGGUGGAGCAAGUGUUGAAAAAAUGUCAGUCAGCGAGUCGGCAGUUAUGUGUUUUGACCACCUUGACUACUGACUAUUCUACUUCCUAUUUUGUUUUCAAUUUUUUGCUGUAAAUUAUAUUGUAAAAACGAUCGGGUAAGAUAUGGUGGAAGAUACCGUAUUUGUAAAGUAACGAUUAGACCUCAGUCAUAUUGACAGUUCACAAUGUUGAAGUCUGAUUUGACAUUACAUCAUCGAAGUUGUCAGUCUUUUAAAUAGAUAUUUAUUUAUCGCCGAACUGACUAUAAUUAAUGAGACAUAGACUAAUUUCAUCAUGAAGUCUUGCUUUGGAUAUAUUCGAGAUUUAAGCCGCCAAAAAGUGACCCCAAAAUACGUUUGCGCGUUAGAUUCGAACCUUGAGAAUAAACCUAAACAGGCAGACAUUAAAUUAAUCGUUAUCAUUUUCGAAUAUAUUAUGAUUUUAUGAAAAUAUAUGAUAUAUGUAUCGGAUAUACAUAAAAUUGCCAGUUUUUUUUUUAUUAAAACAGUUAGCAUUAUUUCUUGGGGUUACUAUUGAGAUGUAACCUUCAAUUUUAAUCAUAAAAAUGCUGACGAAUUUGAUAAACGCGUCUCAAUAUUAAAAGACCAACUUAUUAAAUAUAUGUCCGUAUUGGUAGUACAAAGGUAGUUUCAAAGCACAACUUGAUUUUGAAACGACCCUUGUACAAUAUAAAGCUCUUAUUUGAGAUGUACCUAUAGGAAGUUAAUAUUGUGUAUUGUGGUUGAUGUGAUUUGAUACAGAUAUAUACAAAGAACAAACUAGAAAUGAUAUUUAAAAUAUUGUAUGUGAAUACUGAAAAUCAUUAAACACCAAUCGUAUGUCGUAUAUUUUCUUAUGUGUGAAAAAGAUAUAUAUAGUAUUACAUAAAAUUUAUAUUCAUUGUGGAGAAUCUGUUGGGAAAACAUGAUUUAGAUUUACGAACAAUUGAAAGCGUUCUAUGAAUGAUUGCAUUUCAUUUAGAUUAUUUUAGAGAUGCUGUGCAUUUUUGAAAUUAUAAAUUGUGUAAACCCGAAUAUGCUAUUUUUUCUAAUGAAACAAGCAAAGCGCCUAAUAAUAAAAACAAUAAAAUAUUGGAUGUAUGGUGUUGUUGUGCGUAAUAAAUAGACCAAUGUGUUUGAUAUAAAGAAAAAUUUUAUUGUAAAAUUCUCGAUCAAUAAAGAUGUUUAUAAAAAAUA